Molecule: messenger RNA, 1180 nt
Organism: Penaeus chinensis
Lineage: Eukaryota; Metazoa; Arthropoda; Malacostraca; Decapoda; Penaeidae
Product: peptidyl-prolyl cis-trans isomerase-like
Exons: 2
Coding region: 136-567 (143 amino acids)
Biological process (GO): protein folding; protein peptidyl-prolyl isomerization
Cellular component (GO): intracellular membrane-bounded organelle
Molecular function (GO): peptidyl-prolyl cis-trans isomerase activity
Source: RefSeq, a predicted model, not a curated record
CCGGAAGUUCUCGGCCGUCUUGGGGACCACGUCGGCGCGGAGCUCCAUGCCGAUCCUGCCUACGGGCUGGUUGUCAGCGGUACGGUCGAAAAAGACUUUGGGAUUGCCCAUGGUGGUUCAGUUGGCAGGAUCGUCAUGGAGCUCCGCGCCGACGUGGUCCCCAAGACGGCCGAGAACUUCCGGUCGCUGUGCACGGGCGAGAAGGGCUUCGGCUACAAGGGCUCGUGCUUCCACCGCGUGAUCCCCAACUUCAUGUGUCAGGGAGGCGACUUCACCGCCGGCAACGGCACGGGCGGCAAGUCCAUCUACGGCAACACAUUCGAGGACGAGAACUUCGCUCUGAAGCACACCGGCCCCGGCAUCCUGUCCAUGGCCAACGCCGGCCCCAACACCAACGGGUCGCAGUUCUUCAUCUGCACCGUCAAAACCCCCUGGCUAGACAACAAGGACGUGGUCUUCGGCUCCGUGGUGGAGGCCAUGGACAUCGUGCGCCAGGUCGAGGGCUUCGGCACGCCCAACGGCUCGUGCAAGCGAAAAGUGAUGAUCGCCAACUGCGGCCAGCUGUAAAGUCUCAGAACAUUCCGCCUUAACCGCCCACACAUUUUUUUUCUGAUAUAAUUGAGGAUCCAGGAUAUAAUCUUUGCUGUAUUGGCAAUUCAGUGUUAAAUUUCGGCUUCGAAAAAAUGAAUGCUAUAUAACGUAAAGGUGGUGAAACAGGAUAGGUGUUCUUCCAUUUUUUUUUGUUUUAUUAGUUUCAUAAGUGGUUAUGCUUUGUAAAUGUUGACGCAUUAUGCUGAUAUUCAGCAUUUCGUCUUCUCACUUCAUCAAUAAAUCACCAACAACCUUUCUUUUUUCUCAACCUUUAAAGUCUUUGAGAUAAACUGUAAUAAAAGACCAUAAACAGGAACAGGUUCAUUAGAAGUCAAAUUCAGUAAGAAGCAACCGCGCAAAUUGACUAAUAUAGUGAAAUUUGAUAGCCCUUGUACUUGGCAGUUAGAUUCAGUAAACGUAAAGGUGGUGAAACAGGAUAGGUGUUCUUCCAUUUUUGUUUUGUUUUAUUAGUUUCAUAAGUGGUAAUGUUCUGGAAAUGGUGACGCAUUAGGCUGAUAUUCAGCAUAUCUGAUGUAAUUGAGGUAGCCCCUUGCACCUGCUGCUGAGCUGUUUCCUCCCAGUGGCGAUU